Messenger RNA from Monopterus albus (swamp eel), 1367 nucleotides. Its product is annotated as granzyme A-like. Gene Ontology annotation, biological process: proteolysis. Gene Ontology annotation, molecular function: serine-type endopeptidase activity. The transcript is spliced from 7 exons. Bases 318 to 1118 code for a protein of 266 amino acids. NCBI's taxonomy places the organism in Eukaryota, Metazoa, Chordata, Actinopteri, Synbranchiformes, Synbranchidae. The record is from RefSeq and is a predicted model, not a curated record.
CUCUCAAAAGAGGAACUCAAGCAUUGAUGGGAAACUGAGAUUUUGGCAUAAACAUUUCAAGGAACAUUUCCUGAAAAUAGGAUGAAGUAAUGAAGCUGUAGAGUAGAUAAGAGCUAGUGUGAGGCUGUAUCAGGAGCAAGAAAGGAGCAAGCAAGCAGAGAGGGAGACAGUCUUCGUCUAUUUCCAUUUCUGGCUGCUUUCAUGCACAAACUUCUCUACAGAGAAAAGUCGGACCACAUCCUUUGCACUUGAGACAUAAAAGCGAGCAUGCACAUUGAGGUGGGCUUCAGUGCAUCACCAUCAUAUCAAAGACAGAAAUGUUCUGCCUGAGGUUUUUCACUCUUUUCAUCUCUUGUAUCCUCCUGAUUGUCCAGUCAAGUCAUGGCUCGGAGAUUAUUGGUGGGAAGGAAGUGACGCCCCAUUCACUGCCUUUCAUGGCUCUACUGGAGAACAACGAACCAUUUUGCGGAGGGAUACUGAUCAGUCAAUCAUGGGUCUUGACAGCCGCCCACUGUGGAAAUUUCAGCAAAAAAAGAAAUUCCCUCAUUAAGAAAGUGUUGCUGGGGGUGCACUCCAUCAAAGAAAAGGAAACUGAGUCCAGAACAGUUCGAAAGGUCAAGAAACAAGUUAUUCACCCCUACUAUGAUGAAAAAGAUAAAGUCAAUGACCUGAUGUUGCUCAAGCUUGAUAAACCAGUGAAGAGAUCCAAGACGGUGAACUGGCUUGAGCUGGGUAACACGGUCAAAGAACCAACAGCUGGCAGCACCUGUCUGGUGGCUGGAUGGGGGACAACAAAGAAUGGUGCCAAGCAAAUGUCAAACGUCCUGAGGUCUGUAAAUGUCACCGUGAUCGACAGAAAGAAGUGCAAUGCUCCUGAUUAUUACAACCACAGACCUGUUAUCACCAGCAGCAUGUUAUGCGCGGGCUCAGAUGGGAAACACCACACUGAUACCUGUCAGGGUGAUUCAGGAGGACCGCUGUUGUGCAGUGGCGUGCUAGUUGGAGUCACUUCUUUUGGACAUAAGUGUGGCCAGAUAAAAAAGCCUGGGGUCUAUUCUUUCCUCUCAGAAAAACAACUCAAGUGGAUCAAAACAACAAUGAAGAAGUCUGAAAUAUAAUAAACAGGCAAAGGUUUGUUUUUUUUUUAAGCUAAACCAAUGAGCCACCACAUCUUGAAUUGAAAGUUUAGGACUGAAUGAAGCUUUCUCUCUGUGUCCUUACUGCUUGAAAACAUUUUCUAACAUCUUAAAGGCAAAGACAGAAAUAUAGAAGGUGUUUCUCUCUUUCUUAUAGCUUUCUUUUGAUAUUUGUUCUAAUAUACUGAUAUUGUGCUGAUAUUUGGCCAGUAAAGUUGAUUCUCAUUCUGA